Drosophila serrata is the source of this 565-nucleotide messenger RNA. It is a transcript of the gene TfIIA-S, whose product is annotated as general transcription factor IIA subunit 2. Gene Ontology annotation, biological process: transcription initiation at RNA polymerase II promoter. Gene Ontology annotation, cellular component: transcription factor TFIIA complex. NCBI's taxonomy places the organism in Eukaryota, Metazoa, Arthropoda, Insecta, Diptera, Drosophilidae. The record is from RefSeq and is a predicted model, not a curated record.
UCGAAUGUUGUUGUAGCCCUAGCUUCGCCUGCAUUUUUCCGUUCUUUGUGAAAAUUUAUUAAAAAAACAAUAAACACAAAUAAACGGAGCCACCAUGUCCUACCAACUAUACCGCAACACCACGCUGGGUAACACGCUGCAGGAGAGCCUCGACGAGCUGAUUCAGUACGGACAGAUCACACCUGGAUUGGCCUUCAAGGUGCUUCUGCAGUUCGACAAGAGCAUCAACAACGCCCUCAACCAGCGGGUCAAGGCCCGGGUUACCUUCAAGGCUGGCAAACUGAACACGUACCGCUUCUGCGACAAUGUCUGGACACUGAUGCUCAACGAUGUGGAGUUCCGGGAGGUGCACGAGUUCGUCAAGGUGGACAAGGUGAAAAUCGUGGCCUGCGACGGCAAGAGCAGCGAGUUCUGAGCACCCACUAAGCCCACCGCUCUGAUCCACAUAACGCAUUAAACCUUUAUAAUAGUCGUAAGAUUCGUAGCCGAUAAGCUGGGUUGGCCACUGGAGCACCACCCGUGUGAUCGUAGUAUGGCAUUGCAAAAUAUAUACUGUUAAUUCGUA